AUGCUGGAGGAUAUUCAGGAGUUUCAGGCACAGCAGGAGGAGGUCGAGGAGGAGAGGAGGAAGAGGGCGGAGAGGGAAGCGAGGAGUGUGAGUUUUGAGAGUAGGAAGCCUGGGGAGAAGGAGGAGGGGGAGAAGCAGGAUGGGGAGGGGAAGCAGGAUGGGGAAGGGAAGCAGGAUGGGGAGGGGAAGCAGAAGGGACAGCAAAGGAAGAGGGGGACGCCACCGCCUAGACCGGGAUUCCAGCUGUCGGACACCAUGAGCUGGGUGGUGGGUGCUAUUUUGCUGUAUCCCCUGCUGUCGCUGUUUAUGGGUGGGGAUAACUCUAGGGAGAUCACCUGGCAGGAGCUGCGGAGGACGUUUUUGGACAAGGGCUUGGUCAAGAAGCUGAUUGUUGAUCACGACCGGGUCAAGGUUGAGCUGGAUAGGGAGGCGGUCAACUCUGUUUACCCUGGGUCUACUGCUGGCAAGCCUGGGUUUCAUUACUACUUCACCAUUGGCUCUAUUGAUGCCUUUGAGAGGAGACUGGACGAGGCGCAGCAGGAACUGGGGAUCCCGACCUCGGACAGGAUACCGGUCUCGUAUGCCUCUGAGAGCAACUUCAGCAACUUGUUGAUUGCUUUUGGGCCGACGUUGAUGAUCAUGGGUCUGUUGAUCUGGUCGGCGAGACGGGCCGGUGCUGGUAUGGGUGGUGGUGGGAGCGGCGUCUUUGGUUUCGGCAAGAGCAAGGCCAAAGAGUUCAACCAUGAUGCGGCUGUCAAGGUCAAGUUUGCGGAUGUGGCGGGUAUGGAUGAGGCCAAGACGGAGAUUAUGGAGUUUGUGAGCUUCUUGAAGUCGCCGGAGCGGUUCCAGAGGCUGGGUGCCAAGAUCCCGAGGGGUGCGAUCUUGUCUGGUCCGCCCGGUACUGGCAAGACGCUUUUGGCCAAAGCCACGGCUGGCGAAUCUCAGGUGCCGUUUUAUUCUGUCAGUGGCUCCGAGUUCGUCGAGAUGUUUGUCGGUGUUGGUGCCUCGAGGGUUCGGGAUCUGUUUUCGACCGCGAGAAAGAACGCUCCCUGCAUCGUCUUUAUCGAUGAGAUUGAUGCGGUUGGAAAGUCCCGUUCGGAGGGCGGCGGCUUCAGGGGCGGUGGCAACGACGAACGGGAGUCGACGCUGAACCAGAUCUUGACCGAGAUGGACGGCUUCAACACCUCGGAGCAGGUUGUUGUGUUGGCCGGCACGAACAGACCUGACAUUCUCGACAAGGCUCUGAUGCGUCCUGGCCGUUUUGACAGACAUAUCCACAUUGAUCGGCCGACGAUGAAGGGUCGUCAGGAGAUUUUCAAGGUGCAUCUUAAGAAGAUUCUGACGAAUGAGGAUUUGACCUACUUGACUGGUCGGUUGGCCGCGUUGACUCCUGGGUUUGCCGGAGCUGACAUUGCCAAUGCGGUCAACGAGGCUGCUCUUAUUGCUGCUCGUGCCAACGCUUCCAGUGUUGCCAUGAUCCACUUCGAGCAGGCCAUCGAGCGUGUCAUUGGUGGUCUUGAGCGCAAGUCUCUCGUCCUCGACCCCGAAGAGAAGAGGACAGUUGCCUAUCACGAAGCUGGUCACGCUGUUUGCGGCUGGUACUUCCGGUGGGCUGACCCUCUCCUCAAGGUGUCCAUCAUCCCCCGUGGCCAGGGCGCUCUCGGUUACGCCCAGUACCUCCCCGCCACCGACGCUUACCUCAUGUCGACCAACCAGCUCAUGGACCGCAUGGCCAUGACCCUCGGCGGUCGCGUCUCUGAGGAGCUUCACUUCCCCACCGUCACCACCGGUGCUUCUGACGACUUCAAGAAGGUCACCCACAUGGCCACCACCAUGGUCACCCAAUGGGGCAUGUCCAAGAAGCUCGGACCGCUCCACUUCAACAACGACGAGAACCAGCUCAAGAAGCCGUUUGCCGAGUCGACCGCCCAGAUGAUUGACGCCGAGGUCCGGAGAAUCGUGGACGAGGCGUACAAGCAGUGCAAGGACCUGCUGACGGCGAGGAAGAAGGAGGUUGGGAUUGUGGCCGAGGAGCUGCUGAAGAAGGAGGUGCUGAGCAGAGAUGACCUGGUCAGGCUGCUGGGACCGAGGGAGUGGCCGGAGAAGGAGGAGUUUUCCAAGUACUUUGACGGAAAGGGGGGCAAGGGGACGGCCGCACCGCCUUUUCCCACCGAGAGCACGGAUACACCUGGGGGUCCGGAGCCUGCUAUGAAGGAGCAUGAGGAGGGAGAGGAGAAGAGGUGA
Messenger RNA from Podospora pseudopauciseta, 2244 nucleotides. RefSeq names its product AAA ATPase afg3 (gene AFG3). Gene Ontology annotation, biological process: mitochondrial protein processing. Bases 1 to 2244 code for a protein of 747 amino acids. The transcript is spliced from 2 exons. The record is from RefSeq and is a predicted model, not a curated record. NCBI's taxonomy places the organism in Eukaryota, Fungi, Ascomycota, Sordariomycetes, Sordariales, Podosporaceae. Gene Ontology annotation, molecular function: ATP-dependent peptidase activity; ATP binding; metalloendopeptidase activity. Gene Ontology annotation, cellular component: membrane; m-AAA complex.